AUGCCUCAGGGAAGCUCCGUUGCACAGUCGUGGUUCACCAUGGUCAUCAACGAAGUGGUUAAAGGCCACACCAUCUCCCCUGCGGGUGUUAGUCCUCGUGCCGAUAAAGUCGAAGCCCUCUCAAAAAUUCCGCUGCCAACCAACGUCAAGCAGCUGCGUUCCUUGCUGGGUGGGCUUUCGUAUUACCGCAAAUUCAUCAAGGGUUUGGCCGUGCGCGUGAAACCACUCACCGACCUUUUGCGUGAGGACGCGAAGUUUUGUUUUAGGCCGGCUAUGGCAGAUACUGUCAAAGAACUCUUGGCGAAACUGUCCGAAGCUCCGGUUUUGGCUUUCCCGGAUUGUCGACGGGCGGGUAUGUAUGCCGCUAUCAAGGCGGAAUUUUCCGCUAAGGGAACGGCUAACAUUUUCGUCAACCGCUGCAUGGCAUUGUGGGGUUUUAAGGUGACUCUUCUUUUGGAUAACGGCAUGCAUUGUUGUUCCAAGUUGUCCAUGGCUAUUUACGAGCUGAUGAAGAUCACGAAAGUCACCACCAAUUCGUACCACCCCCAAACUAACGGUGGGAUCGAGCGUGUGAACCACACAAUGGCCCAAAUGCUCGCUGUCGUGGAAUACAGAAAACACUUUUUCUUUACUGGUCCGGUAACGCUAGUCAGCGCGUUCAAGGGAACCGAGCUUAUCGUAUUGCUCGAAUCGCUUCGGCCGACCGAGAACUUGCUCGGAAUCAGGCCGAACGUUUCAUUGCUCCCGGGUCUCACCAGGGCGAGAGAUCUCCCCCCGCCCCCCUGGUUGUUCACUCUCCACCUCAAGUGUGAAAGCGGCGGCAAGAAAACUACAUCCAACUGCGUUGAAGCGGGCGCCCGAAGAGUCAUGGCUGAAGCCUACCUAUGCAUUCAGCUGGCAUCGGCGUUGUUCUUUGCCGGGCGGUGGGCGGCGAAUCGAUAUUCUGCUCACCGCCGACGGGAGACUGUAGAUGACAAUAAACCGGGCGCAGGCUACACCAGCGUGGAUAUAAACGUCGAGGUCGGUCUCGAGUGCGACACCGUGGAAGGCGCGAUCAUGGCGGUUGGGACGGAACUGGCCAUGAAGGCGCACAGAAAGUUUUUCGGGUCAAGAACGCUGCGCCAGCGGGCCAUUACCGGCUUGUCACCAGAGUUCGCCACACACCGACGUCAGAUGCAGCUUGGUCUUUCGGAGCUGGCCGCCAGACAAGGGCGCACCAGUCAGGCUCUAGCGGAAGGGUUUUUGGACGUGCGGGGCGACUUGCGUGAUUUGUCGGAAACUGCUGCGAGCCAACAAUCGGCCAUUCAGGCCGUAGCGGACGAACUUGUUGGCGUUGGCAACGACUUUCGUUACGGCACAGAUCAGCUGGUCAAAGGUGUGGCUGCCGUGCGAACGGAUCUGGACACCGUUAUCGAGAACAUGGAGGGAGUGCGGGAAGAGGUCGUGACAGGGUUACAGGAGGUAAACCACACUGUGCGUCAGGGGACGGCAGUGAUUUACAGGUCCCUGCAGGACUUGCGAUGCGAUAUGGGCGAGCUCCAAUUGUCCAUGGACCAGGCUCGAGAAGAAAACUCCCAUUAUUUCCAGGACAUAUCAUCGAGACUGAACGACGUCAAGUUGGGGCUGAUCGCCUUGGAAGCGACCUACGUGAUGCGGGAGCAGCAAAAGGAACUAUCAAAACUCCAGAAUUCGUUGAGCGAGGCCGGGAUAUACCUCAACCAGUUUACAGGUACCGGCGGGGGAGACCUUGGACUCCUUGACAAGGCACACACCUGCUGCUGCAAGGUACUUAGGCUAAGGCCUCAUCUGGACACCCUGGAUGCCCAUAAAAUGGCCGGGAUCAUCAUGGUAGCAACCAGUUACAGAAAGCACGCCCAGCUAAAGCCUCCGGUCACCGCCAAGCAGUACGUUUUCGACUCCGAUUUCCUGAACAUCACGAACUUGUUGAAACCUUUCUGGGCCGACCACGCCGCGGCGCACACACCCACCUGGAGCAACGUCGUGCGCUACCUGCUGGAGCUCUCCUCGUCAAUCUGCCUGCUCCCACCGGAGGGCCUUGUCCUCGGCGAGCUGGACCCUGGCCUUGUAGAAGCGUUCGGGGAGCUGUGUUGCUCGCAACCCUCCCUGCUCGACCGCUUCCCGGAAGUGGGAGGGGCGGCAUGGAGGUCUCUCCUUCAGGCUAAGCCCCUCGACGAGCUCUGCCGCACGUCAAACGCCGCGGAAGUGGACAUAUCCUUGUGCAACAACAAGGCAGACCUCAUCCAAGCUCUGCUUGACGCGGGGAAGCCCUUGGGUGCGUUGACCCAAGUCAUUGACAACGGUGGGUACAAAACUUGCUGCCACCGAAAGCCGGAUAGUUCCGACGAAGUGAUCGGGAACGAUCGGAACAGCGCUUACGGCGACGGUGAGGUGUAUGAGUCUGAGGAAUCGAAGCUAGCGGCAAGCUUAGCGUCCGUGUACGAGAACAAGAGUUCGCCAAGACUUGACCCCAGAGCCGAGCCCAGCGACACGGCGGCUAGCGACAUGGAAGAUUUUCUAGCGAGAUGCCCAGCAUGGUAAAAAGCGCCACAGGCGCUGCCGAAGGUCAAAGCGCCCACCGUGCAACCAAUGUAGGAUAAAACCGCCUCUGGAAGCGCAAGCUUCUCUUUCCUUCGAGACGGUCGCGCUCAGAUUAGCACAAGGUAGUGUGGUGAGGGCAUGUGUUUUACCCCUGUUAGCCCAGGGCCAGGUCUACUCAUGGAGGAGGAGUGAUCGGUGCAGAUUUAAGUCCACCCCCCUUAAAGUUGAUCUUUCGUUCGAGGCUCGCGUGUACCAGCAUGCAGCGGGGGUAGAGCCUGGCCGGCCAAAGCAAGGCAUGGAAUAUUCCGGCAUAGUACGGAUAUGAGGGGUACGUUUCUUUGAUUGCUUGUCGGCAAAAUGCAGAAUUCAGGUGUCACGCGUGCCUUGAUCUUUGCAACAUAUCCGACCUAUGCAUAGACGGGGAGAAAUACUAGAUUAUCAAAUAUCGUGACGUGAUGUUCUCGAUGCGCGUGAUUUUGGUCUUGUACGUAUGAUUUAUUUCUCGAUCUCGCGUUAUUUUGGUUUUGUACGCAUGAUCUAAUUCUCGGUCUCUUGUGUCGAGUGGGAACGGCGGGGUCUGCGUCCGUAUUCAUUUUGUGCUAUCUCGCUUUGUCCGACAUGUCAUGUACGUGCUAUCGUCAGGCGGCGACGGAUGAACAUCUCAACAUUUGUAUUUAGUAAAUGAUGCCACAUGAAGGUCGAGCAGAACACCGAAAAAGCCACGGCCUCGAGGCUCAUCUCCCAGCCUGAGUGAGUGACUCUGUCAUUCAUGUACACCCAAUUCUAAUACCACCACCACGAUGUUCCCUCCAUCGUGCAAGAAUAGGAAGUUUCGUGGUGUAGGCAGUGCCACCUUCCACGUGCCUUUUCUCUGUCUUAUCGUCCUGUGGUCAGCUACAGUACGACGGGAUUUACCGUGCUUUUCCGCAUCGCGUCAAGGACGAAACACGCGCGACGCUGUUGGAGGUAAGCGACACAAGACACGCACUUGUUCGGGCUGUAUACUACUAUGUAAUAGGUUUGUGCACAAUGCGGGUA
Molecule: messenger RNA, 3597 nt
Organism: Ectocarpus sp. CCAP 1310/34
Lineage: Eukaryota; Phaeophyceae; Ectocarpales; Ectocarpaceae
Source: the annotation of a GenBank genome assembly